UAUCCUUCAACAGCAAGCACGAUGAGCAGCAAAAAAUCGGCCAGUUAUCCGGUGGCCAAAAGUCGCUCUGCGCCCUCGCUCUCAUCUUCGCCAUCCAAAAAUGCGAUCCCGCACCCUUUUACCUCUUUGACGAAAUCGACGCCAAUCUCGAUGCCCAGUACCGCACUGCGGUUGCCCAGAUGCUGCAGCGGCUCAGUGGCCAUGGUGGCAAAAAGGGUGAUGGAGGCGGUCAGUUCAUCUGUACCACGUUUAGGCCCGAGAUGGUGCAUGUGGCGGAUCGGUGCUAUGGUGUUAGUUAUUCGAAUAAGACGAGUAGUAUUGAUGUCGUCGAGAGGGAGGCUGCACUGGAGUUUGUUGAGGGCAUGCAGAAGACGUAGUCAAGGUCUGUGGUUUUUGUAUGUCUUUGGGGGAGGGAAGGAUUGUUCAAUGUAAAGGUAUUUCAAGGGUCAAUGAAGGAGUGAAUUA
Molecule: messenger RNA, 465 nt
Organism: Bipolaris maydis ATCC 48331
Lineage: Eukaryota; Fungi; Ascomycota; Dothideomycetes; Pleosporales; Pleosporaceae
Product: chromosome segregation protein
Biological process (GO): mitotic sister chromatid cohesion
Cellular component (GO): chromosome; mitotic cohesin complex
Molecular function (GO): protein binding; ATP hydrolysis activity; cohesin loader activity
Source: RefSeq, a predicted model, not a curated record